AUGAGGCCAUCCGGCCUGCCGCCCGCACUCCUGCUGUGCGUUGUGCUCGUUCUCGUGGUCGCUCGUCCUACCCUUCUAGAUCCUGCAGAAUGCGCAACGGCCGCGACCAUACCAGCCGAGCACUCUAUUGACCACCCGGCCUCGACUGGAACCACCACUGCAGAGCUCGUCGUUCAUGAGCCCUGUGCUGCUGCCUCGCGCCCGACAGAGUUGACCGUCUAUGUCAGUUCGCUGCAGCAGAUGGCCCGGAAGGUCAAGACGACCAUUGCGGUCCUGACGAGCCUAAUCGCAUAUGUGUCGAUCAACAGUAUAGCCCGUGCGCUCAACCCGACGGCCUUCAUUUGGUACGAGGAGGACCGCGACGAUCCCAGCUGGAUAGCCAGCUCGCGCUCGUGGCUUGACCGCAAGGCCUGUCGCUGGCUCAGUCUCUGCGGCGUGGCCCAUUUCCAACCUGCUGAUGGCCCUUUCGGAUAUCGCGAUCCAGCCACGGGAUGGCCAGCAUCCAAUGAUACCGGGUCCGAACCCUGGCGGGCCUUUUGGACCAGUGGGGCCAAUCGAUCGCGCGCGUGGGAUGCCGAGGAGCGGGCGCUGCGGCAGAUCCCCGACUAUGUUUUCGACUAUGCCCCACUCGUCCACCUUUAUUCUGGAGAACAGUUCUGGCCCGGCGACAUUGCAGAACACGUAUACCACACCACGCCGAUGUUGAAUUACACUCCGAUCCAAGCAAAAUGGGACCAUCCGACCUUGAGUAAUUUGGAUACUUUGAACCAGUGGGAAAAGGGUCGGUAUGUGUUCCUGACCAGUAAUGAUGAUGUGCAGACCCGCCCGCCGUGGCUGGAAGGCGAGAAGAAUAUACCAGAGACAGAAGAAGAAGAGGUGGAGGAAUUGUGGGCAGACUGGGAUGAUCGGGUAGACGGCGAGGUCUCCGAAGAUGAUCGGGCCCAGUGGUUCGAUCUGAAUCAUCGUCCGGAAAACACGGAAGAUCAACAGCCAUUAGCGGGCCAUAUCAUUGAGGAACUCCGCAAACGAUACGGCGGCGAAGAGAUUCAUGCCCAAGCGGUGGGCGGCGGUCGCAGCGAUGCCCCGGCGAUCCUGCUGGUGAUGGACAAGGGCAAGGGUGUUGUCGACGCCUUUUGGUUCUACUUCUACAGUUUCAACCUGGGCAACACGGUAGUCAACGUGCGAUUUGGCAACCAUGUGGGCGACUGGGAGCAUUGUCUAAUGCGGUUCUACAAUGGAAAGCCCAAAGCAAUGUUCUUCAGCGCCCACUCCGCCGGUGAGGCCUACAGCUACGAAGCAGUGGAGAAGGUCGGACAACGGCCUGUGAUCUACUCUGCCGAGGGCAGCCAUGCCAUGUAUGCCACAGCGGGAGUACACGAGUAUGUCUUACCGUGGGGACUGUUGCACGAUGUGACCGAUCGAGGCCCGCUGUGGGAUCCUUUACUCAACUCACACUCUUACACCUACGACUUUGAGAACGACACUCUCCGCGCAUCAACCGUCAGUCCUAGUGCGCCAACCGAAUGGUUCUAUUACAAAGGCCACUGGGGCGACAAGUUCUAUCCGCUGGGCGACUCCCGCCAGUACCGCUUUGCCGGUCAGUAUCACUUCGUGAACGGGCCCCUCGGGCCCCGGUUCAAGCACCUUAACCGCAAGAAAGUGUGCCAGGGCCCCGACAAGGCCCCCUGCGUGAUCAGAGACUGGAUCCAACGGGGCAAGCGUGCUCCUCGAUGGAAAUCUGUCGGUCCAGGAGAGUAA
Penicillium riverlandense is the source of this 1758-nucleotide messenger RNA. RefSeq lists its product as uncharacterized. Lineage: Eukaryota; Fungi; Ascomycota; Eurotiomycetes; Eurotiales; Aspergillaceae. The record is from RefSeq and is a predicted model, not a curated record. The transcript has 3 exons. The coding region runs from base 1 to 1758 and encodes 585 amino acids.